Molecule: messenger RNA, 1919 nt
Organism: Dryobates pubescens (Downy woodpecker)
Lineage: Eukaryota; Metazoa; Chordata; Aves; Piciformes; Picidae
Gene: MRPL22
Product: mitochondrial ribosomal protein L22
Exons: 7
Coding region: 26-661 (211 amino acids)
Biological process (GO): ribosome assembly; translation
Cellular component (GO): mitochondrial large ribosomal subunit; ribosome
Molecular function (GO): structural constituent of ribosome
Source: RefSeq, a predicted model, not a curated record
CCUGCCGUAAAGCGAGACGGGGAAGAUGGCUGCGCGCUGGGCGCUCGGUGUGGGUAGUGCCUGGGCGCGCGGCCUCCUCAGCAGGACGCAGCCGGAGAGGUGGCUGGCAUCCAGUAGCCUUCUUCCUUUGUCAUGCAUCCACACAAGUACAUAUCUGCAGAAAUCUGCAAAAUGGGAGAAAAAGAACAGGAUUGUUUACCCUCCCCAGCUUCCUGGAGAGCCUCGCAGACCAGCUGAAGUGUAUCACUGUCGGAGGGAUAUAAAAUACAGCCAUGAAAAGAUGUGGUAUCUGGCAACACUGAUAAAAGGAAUGUCCAUUGAUCAGGCUCUUGCUCAGCUGGAAUUCAGUGAUAAAAAGGGAGCAAAAGUGAUCAAAGAGGUUCUGUUGGAAGCACAGGAAAUGGCAGUAAGGAAUCACAAUGUUGAGUUCAAAUCAAAUUUGCAUAUAGCUGUGUCAGCCACGGGCAGAGGCCACUAUGUGAAGCGGAUCCGUUACCAUGGCAAGGGCAUGUUUGGCAUCAUGAAGAUCUCCAGGUGCCAUUACUUUGUGAAGCUGGUGGAAGGUCCUCCUCCUCCUCCAGAGCCACCAAAGACUGGUUUUGACCAAGCAAAAGAAUAUUUGCAGCAGCUGCGAAGCAGAACCCUCGUUCAUACUCUGUGACAAACUCUUGUGGCUAUAUAGGUAUCUCUUGUUUGACAAUGUAAAUGUAUAACAGAAAAAUUCAAAUCAUGGUUUUAGUUAUGUUUUUGAUUAUACAAGAAUCAUCAUAGACUUUUUGCUUGGGUGUCAAGCCAUGGGUUUGGAAGAAUCUUGGAAAGGCAGCAUCAGAUGUUACUUUUGCUGAGAUAUUUGGACCACAGCAUUCCAGCUCUACCCUGGACUAUCAAAUCUAGAACACAUGGUGCCAUUGUAAAGCUUGUAAGCAACUGCAGUUGUCCUCAGAUUCACACAGCUGUCUCUUACCUAUGGUUGGGUCCUCUGUUGUAAAAAUGUGCUUGACAGUCGUGCUGCAAAGUCAAGACCUGGACUAGAACUUGAUACCUCAAAGUAGCUACAACGGUGUAACAAAACAAGUAACAAUAAGAGCUGAGAUUUUCAGGCACCAGUUUAUGCUUUCUUUUUCUGUCGUGCUCUUUCCUUACAGCCUUCUGUUGUGCGUCUUGGGCAUCGUGUCUGGGAGUGGGGAACAGAAACUGCAUUUGAAGUUCAUGUUUUGGCAGUCGGUAGGUGGCGAUGUUUAGUUUGCCAGAGGGAAGCAGCAGUGAAAACUCCCAGCCUGUAGAAACUCUUCUUGAUUCUGACCAUGGCAUUAAUAGUCAUAAAUGUGUGCAAGGAGUCCAGGCUCCUCUCUGGAAGCUCAGUAUGGGCAACAGGCACAACAUGGACAAAAGCUUCUCUUGGUGAAGAGUGAACCAGCUAAUCUCCACUGUCUGGAAACAGACUGCUUUUAUAAUGUGGAAGGAAGUAAAAUGCUGUGUGGUUUUAAUAUGGAAUGGCUUGUUGCAUACACAAAUCAGACUUUCAGUUCUCUGAAAACAAUCCCAUUUUGAAGACAAAAAGACUGAGGUUAGUAAGGGGAAUCUCAUUUCACUCAGGCAGAUUUUCAACUCGGCCAGAGAUCAUGAACAUCAACAUAAAAAGAGAAUCAGCAGUUGCUUGUUUAUGCAAAUGACUGAUACUUAGACCUUUCUUUUCUAUUCUGGGAAUGUUAGAAUGGAUUCUAGAGACAGAUUGCUUACUUCAUUUGGGUCUUCUUACUACACCAGCUAGCAGAAGCUUUUCUUACAUGUCUUUGCUUUGAUCAGUACUUGAGUGAUGGUGAAGGGACAGUUUCUAUAAAGAAACAAAUUGCUUUGUUGACUGAAUGAAGGUGAUCCAGCUGUUUCCUUUGGCUGCCAAAUAAAGGGUCUGCUAAUGU